AUGGAAACAUUGUCAAGAGUACGCAGUAACCUGACAUUGGUCACUACAAAGAAUGAUGAAGUGUUAUUAUGUGAAAACAAACUGGUUAUUCCAAACACUCUUCAUCAGCGAGCAAUUGAACUGGCCCAUGAGGGACAUCAGGGAAUUGUGAAAACAAAACAAUUACCGCUGGAAAAAGUUUGGUUCCCCGGUAUAGACAAAAAAGUCCAAGAAAUGUGUAAGGGAUGUAUUCCGUGCCUUGUAUCAGUACCUAAGACAAAUACCGAACCUUUACGGACGACAGAACUUCCAGAAGUUCCGUGGACCAGAGUAAGCAUGGAUUUUUGUGGACCAUUCCCGUCAGGAUCAUACUUAAUGGUACUUGUGGAUGAUUACUCAAGGUAUCCAGUCGUUGAGAUACUAUCAAAUGAGUCAGCACGUACUGUCAUACCAGUACUAGACAAAAUCUUUGCAAUGUUUGGAAUUCCACAAAAGCUCAAAACGGACAAUGGACCGCCGUUUAAUGGAAACGAAUUUCAGAAAUUUGAGGAGGAUUUAGGUUUCAAACAUCAAAAGGUUACACCAUUAUGGCCUCAAGCAAAUGGAGAAGUAGAGCGCUUCAUCAGGACUCUAGGAAAGUCGAUUCGCGCUGCUCAUGCUGAAAAUCGUGUGUUGAAACAAGAACUAUUCCGUUUCUUACGUAAUUAUCGAGCAACACCUCACACUACAACAGGUGUAUCGCCCUCAGAAUUACUGUUUGGACGAAACAUUCGCGUCAAGAUACUGAGCAUUGAAGUCAAAACUAGCGAUGACUCCAUUGUGAGAGAAACUGACAACAAAAGAAAACAAAAGAUGAAGGAGAAAUUAGACAGCACAAGGCAUGCUACUGAAUCAAAGCUAAAAGUAGGUGACACCGUUCUUGUUAAACAGAACAAACAUGACAAGCUGACAAUCCCAUUUGAUCCAAAACCAUACCGAAUAAAUUCUAAGAAAGGAUCCAUGGUGAAAGCUGAAAGAAACAAUCAUCAAAUUACCAGAAAUUCUUCAUUUUUCAAACGAGUUAUAACACCACCAUCGGAACAAUGCCCCGAGGAGGAGGAAGAAAGAAACAUGCAUGAUAAACCAAGCAUCAGGAGGUCCGCACGACGAAAGAAACCAUCGAAUCUAUGGAAAUAUUUUGUGUAUGCAUGA
Pecten maximus is the source of this 1170-nucleotide messenger RNA. RefSeq lists its product as uncharacterized. Lineage: Eukaryota; Metazoa; Mollusca; Bivalvia; Pectinida; Pectinidae. The record is from RefSeq and is a predicted model, not a curated record. Gene Ontology annotation, molecular function: nucleic acid binding. The transcript has a single exon. Bases 1 to 1170 code for a protein of 389 amino acids. Gene Ontology annotation, biological process: DNA integration.